CGGGUUUGGAGGUGCUCAGCACUUUCCUUCCCGGUCGUGCCCGUGUCCCCGCAGAGCCAGGACUGACACACAGCCAUGGUGGUCGUUUUUGGCUACUGGGAUGUCCGUGGGCUGGCCAACCCCAUCCGUCUGCUGCUGGAGUACACGGGGACCCCGUACCAGGAGAAGCAGUACCGGCCGGGCCCCGCUCCCGACUAUGACAAGAGCAACUGGACCAAAGAGAAGGAGAAGCUGGGGCUGGACUUCCCCAAUCUGCCUUAUCUCAUCGAUGGCCCCAUCAAGCUGACGCAGAGCAACGCCAUCCUGCGCUACAUCGCCCGCAAGCACAAGAUGUGUGGUGAGACAGAGAAGGAGCUGUUACAAGUGGACAUGCUGGAGAACCAGAUCAUGGAUUUGCGGAUGAGCUUCAUCUACUUGUGCUACAGCCCCAAUGUUGAGACCUUUGAGAAGCAGAAGCCCGUGUUCCUGGAGCAGAUGUGCGGGAAGCUGCGGGAGCUGUCGCGCUUCUUGGGCUCCCGGAGCUGGUUCGUGGGGGACAAGCUCACUUUCGUGGACUUUGCUGCGUACGAUGUGCUGGAUCAGCUCCGCAUGUUCGCCCCCGAGUGCCCGGAGCUGAAGGGGAACCUGGAGCAGUUCCUGCAGCGCUUCGAGGCUCUGGAGAAGAUCUCAGCCUACCUGCGCUCGGGGCGCUUCCUGCGGACCCCCAUUUACUGGCCCACGGCCAUAUGGGGCAACACCAAGUAGUGUGGGGGGGCUCUGCCUCGUGUGUCCCCCCAUCACCCCUCCCCUCCCCCCCCAGCCCCCUCCACUGCAGAAUAAAGUGAGGGGCUCUGCCCCCUUGGCUGGC
Messenger RNA from Colius striatus (speckled mousebird), 847 nucleotides. Its product is annotated as glutathione S-transferase 2-like. The record is from RefSeq and is a predicted model, not a curated record. Gene Ontology annotation, biological process: glutathione metabolic process. The transcript has 8 exons. Lineage: Eukaryota; Metazoa; Chordata; Aves; Coliiformes; Coliidae. Gene Ontology annotation, molecular function: glutathione transferase activity. The coding region runs from base 76 to 744 and encodes 222 amino acids.